GGGCGUUGGCCCAUCUCGGAGGCCAUACAAAGGCAGGAGGCUCCUCUGCCCUGCAGUGCAGAGGAGGUGGCCAGCCAGGCAGCCGCCCUUCUUGUCCAGAGAUCCAGCCCGGAGUACCAGACCUGAUUCCCCAGACGCCCAGCUCUUGUCUUCCGGGCCAGUCUUACGCAGACCUGUCCUUACUGGAGAGCCCUGGAGUCCCCGGCGGCAGCAGCCCCAUAGCUCCUGGCAAGCCCAACAGGCCUCAGCACCCGGCUCCUGCAGACCACCCACGCUGCCUCUGUCCACUCCUGAGCAGCCUGUGCCUGCGUUCUGGAAGCCAUUUGACAUGGAAAGGCCAGACAUCAGCCUCCCCACUAACUGUGCAGUGGGGAAGGGUAUGAAGGGACGCGUGGUUGUGUGUGUCUAACGUGUGCACAUAAGUAUACGGUGCUAUUUUGCUUCCGCAUCUGUUUGUGUGCACAGGCGUGCAGCUCUGUUCUGGGCCUUUUUCCCCUCAUCCCUGAACCGGUGGGGAUGGGCACCUUCUCUUUUCUCUUCUCUACCCAUCCAGCCCCGCCCAUUGCUGGGUACCUGCGGCUCCUCAGUACUGGAAAUGGUCCAUCUCACAGGCUUGGCAGCAGCUGCUGCCCCUCAGCCCCCUCCCCUUCCUACCUCAGGAAUGGCCCUGGUUCCCGUAAGGCCGGGACUGAGCAGCGGUUGGUUGGGGGGAGGGAGAAGCCAGUAAAGUCAGACAGCACACACUGGCUCUCUGAGCUCGGCCUCCUGCGGGACACAGACAUCUGGAGUGGGACCCAGAGCUGGGACCCUCUGCCCCCUCUGAUGUGCCCACCUUGUUAGGGCCUGGGGUGGAUUUGGGAUCUGUGUCUUUAAGGGUGAGACAUCAGCAGGCAACCCCCUGGCCAAGUGUCCAGGGGAGGGGGAGGGGAAGAAGCCAGUCCAUUAGCAGCAGAGCUGGCGCCAGGCAGCAACCCUGCCCAGAGCCCUGGGGAUUAUGGAGAGACCAGCCCUCCCUCACCCACCUCGGCUGCCUGUGCGCUCCUGUCCCCCAGAUCUCCCUGGGUGUGGUGACAGAGGGGUAAGCUGACAGCAGUUGAAAGUGAAGCCUAGCCUUCAGGGGACAUGUGGAGUCACAGACUCUGGGGCCUAAGCCAGGCCGAUUCUCCAUCACCUGGGCCACCUCCUCCCUACUCAUGUGAAGCCUGCCCUUUAACCUCCAGUCCUUCUAUCUCCCUACCAUGGCCAGGUCUUUCAGCCAGGGACCCCCAGUUCUAGUCGGGCCCUCCCAUCCUAGGCUCCAGCUCUGGAUGCUUGCUAGAAGUCACUGGCCCUCACCCCCCUGCCUGUCUGUGGCCUGUGGUCGCCAUCCCUGCUUCCUUUCCCGCCAGCAACAGGGGGAAUCAAGUGGGCCAGGCGCCAGCACCAGGGAGAGAGGGUGCGGCACUCCCGCUGCUCCGCAGGGGUGGGGCGUCCCCCUCCCCACAUAGCCCCACCGUCAGGCCAGUGGGAGGAGCAGCCCAGGCCCCCCCCCUGAACCCGCAGGCCUAUAAAUCCGCCUCGCAGCGGUCUGCGGCUCCUUCCCCGCGCCCUGACCAGCUCUGCCGGCGGUGACUGCCCAUCUUCGGCCGCCAUGAGCCACCCGUCGGGCCUCCGGUCCAGCGUCAGUUCCACCUCCUACCGCCGCACCUUCGGGCCACCGCCCUCACUGUCCCCGGGGGCCUUCUCCUAUUCGUCCAGCUCCCGCUUCUCGAGCAGCCGCCUGCUGGGCUCGGCGUCCCCCGGCUCCUCCGUGCGCCUGGGCAGCUUCCGCGGUCCCCGGGCGGGCACGGGCGCCCUCCUGCGCCUGCCCUCGGAGCGCCUCGACUUCUCCAUGGCCGAGGCGCUCAACCAGGAGUUCCUGGCCACGCGCAGCAACGAGAAGCAGGAGCUGCAGGAGCUCAACGACCGCUUCGCCAACUUCAUCGAGAAGGUGCGCUUCCUGGAGCAGCAGAACGCGGCCCUCCGCGGGGAGCUGAACCAGGCCCGGGGCCAGGAGCCGGCGCGCGCAGACCAGCUGUGCCAGCAGGAGCUGCGUGAGCUGCGGAGGGAGCUGGAGCUGCUGGGCCGGGAGCGCGACCGGGUGCAGGUGGAGCGCGACGGGCUGGCGGAGGACCUGGCAGCGCUCAAGCAGAGGUUGGAGGAAGAGACUCGCAAGAGGGAGGAUGCGGAGCACAAUCUCGUGCUUUUCCGUAAGGACGUGGACGACGCCACCCUGUCCCGCCUGGAGCUAGAGCGCAAGAUUGAAUCUCUGAUGGAUGAGAUUGAGUUCCUCAAGAAGCUGCACGAGGAGGAGCUGAGAGACCUGCAGCUGAGCGUGGAGAGCCAGCAAGUGCAGCACGUCGAGGUGGAGGCGACCGUGAAGCCCGAGCUGACAGCGGCGCUGAGGGACAUCCGAGCCCAGUACGAGAGCAUCGCGGCGAAGAAUCUGCAGGAGGCAGAAGAGUGGUACAAGUCCAAGUACGCGGACCUGUCCGACGCCGCCAACCGGAACCACGAGGCCCUGCGCCAGGCCAAGCAGGAGAUGAAUGAGUCCCGACGCCAGAUCCAGAGCCUGACGUGCGAGGUGGACGGGCUUCGCGGCACGAACGAGGCGCUGCUCAGACAGCUGCGGGAGCUGGAGGAGCAGUUUGCCUUGGAGGCCGGCGGGUACCAGGCGGGCGCCGCGCGGCUUGAGGAGGAGCUACGGCAGCUCAAGGAGGAGAUGGCGCGACACCUGCGAGAGUACCAGGAGCUUCUCAACGUCAAGAUGGCCCUGGACAUCGAGAUCGCCACCUACCGGAAGCUGCUGGAGGGCGAGGAGAGCCGGAUUUCCGUGCCAGUCCAUUCCUUUGCAUCCUUGAGUAUAAAGACAACUGUACCUGAAGUGGAGCCUCCCCAGGAAACCCACAGCCGGAAGAUGGUUCUGAUCAGGACCAUUGAGACCCGGGAUGGGGAGCAGGUGGUGACAGAGUCUCAGAAGGAGCAGCACAGUGAGCUGGACAAGUCUCCUCAGAGCUACUGAACUGAUCAGAGCUCCCUGCCCUGCCCCAGGCCUCUAAGGCCAAAUCCUAACACCAGUCCGGAAUUAGUCUCCUCCCUUCUGCAUGUGUCCAGGGGAUGGCGCCAGUCACCCCUUACCUGGCCGGUGGCCAAGCCCUACCCAGCACUGUAGCUGGGCCUCUCCCUGCCUGUCCAUGCCCACAUAGGCAUGAUCCAUAUGUUCCCCACUCUAGUCCUGCUAAGAGUCUCUAUGGUCCCCAUUUCUUGUCCUGGUAAAAGUCUAUAUGUUCCCCCAUUUCUCAUUCUGGUAAGAAGCUGACCAACCCAAGGAUGAGUCUAUUCCUGCUACAACCCCAAGGUUAGUGGGUGGGUCAGGGUCUGAGUUUCACUUUUAAAUCAAAUAAAACUGUUAUCAAGGGAA
Molecule: messenger RNA, 3439 nt
Organism: Bubalus bubalis (water buffalo)
Lineage: Eukaryota; Metazoa; Chordata; Mammalia; Artiodactyla; Bovidae
Gene: PRPH
Product: peripherin
Exons: 9
Coding region: 1631-3040 (469 amino acids)
Cellular component (GO): plasma membrane; axon; type III intermediate filament
Molecular function (GO): structural molecule activity
Source: RefSeq, a predicted model, not a curated record